GAGCGGUGUAGAGAUGGUCCUUUUGACUUUGUAGGAGGAGCCAUUUUCCAAAUGGAUAUACAGCCAUACAGCUUCAUACUGCUAAAGAAAGAUAAAGGAGAAGUAGAGAGGCAAGAGGCAAGCAACAUAUUUGAAGAGUAGAAAUGGGAUUCAGAUAUGGAAUUAGCAUUUCACUGGUUGUGUUUCUUCUCUUCACCAAUGUUUGCUUCAUAACACUAGCUGAAUCACAUUGCAAAGCAUGGCUCGUCCAAUCAAUCCCCACCGACAUGCCCCACCUCCGUCGCGUCCCAGGGGUUCUCUCCACCGGUGAUGUGCUCCGUUGGUUGGCUGGUAAUUCCACCAAGAAAUUGGAUAUUAUAGCUCAGUACUGGCAGUUAAUUGCACAUCCUGAUGAUCCUCUUUCUGGGGAUUAUGGAUAUUCGAGAGAUGAUAUGAAAAAGUUCGGAGCUUUUGAAGGUUCUGCCGUUUACAGAGCCAUAGAGGAUGCCGCCGAUCGUAAUGUUAGCAUCAGAUUACUACAGCACUCGGGUGUAUAUCCUGACUACACCAAAGAACCUACUCAACUUGCUUCGGGAAGGCCAAAUGUAAAGAAUGUGACCUUGUUACUUGGGGAAUGGUGGGGAUCAGGUAUAGUUCAUGCCAAGGUUUGGAUAUCUGAUAAUCGAGAUGUGUAUAUUGGAUCUGCAAAUAAUGAUUGGAAAUCUCUCACUCAGGUUAAGGAGGUUGGAAUUUAUCUGGUUGGAUGCCGAAAAAUAGUGAAAAGGGUUGAUACUUAUUUUAAUAACCUAUGGAAACUUGCCCAUCUUAAUUCAUCAGCUUACACUAGAACAGUAUGGGAUCAACAGUGGCAGAUUGAAAGAACAGUUCCAUGCUGGUCACAUUUCAUUGACUCUAAAGCAAGGUGCAGGUCUCCUCUUCCUCAUUUUGUGGAGGUUCCCCAUAUUGCAGGCUAUCCUAUAUUAUCAGACCCGCAUAUGUUUAAAAUUCCAAUUGAAACUCCUGAUCACAAUUUUUCAACUUUGCAGCCUCAACUGAGCUAUCUAUCUUUUGCUCCUCCUGAGCUAUUGUUUGGCAAGUACCAGGCUGAUGAACAGGCAUGGAUUGAUACAAUAAAAUCUGUUGGAAGUGGAGCAGUAGUAAGGAUUAAUAAUAUGGAUUGGCUUGGCCAAUCCCAAUAUACAAAGCAAAAGGUUUACUGGUCAUCUCUUUCCUCAGCAAUAUCAGAGGUUGUCUUCUCCAAGCAUGCGACAGUUAAGAUACUGGUAGCAUACUGGGCACAUUUCAUCGACAACACAGAUCAGUAUCUGAAGUCUCUCCUCUAUUCCAAUGUCCUGUGUUCUUCUUCCAAGUAUAAUAAAUGUUCUGGUAAAGUAGAGAUCAAAUACUAUGUGGUUCCAGGUUACAACCUGACUGGACCUGCAAAGAGCAACAAGACUAGUACAGGAAACAUAUACCCAGCAUUUACCAGGGUCAAUCAUGGAAAAUAUGCAGUUACUGAUGCGAGAGCUCACAUUGGAACAAGCAACCUUGUGUGGGAUUAUUUCUAUGCAACAGCUGGUGUCAGCUUUGGUACAUAUAAUCCUGCCAUUGUUUUACAACUUCAAGAGAUCUUCGAUGCUGACUGGAAUUCACCAUAUGCUGUUCCAGUGGAAGGGCUGGAGACAGGCCAUUCUUUUUCAAGCUGAUUAGAUUGGCUUGAAUAAGCACAUAAUUUGUUGAGAAGUGUUACAAAUUCCAGUGUACACAAAAGAGCAGAUGACAUUAGUCUCUAAUUGAUCAUCUUAAGUAUAAAGGCGAGCUGCUUUUCCUCUCGCUUUUUCACCUGUGUCUAAUUCUUUUCCUCUUACUUGGUUGUUGGGAUUUAAUGUUUCAUCUGGACCUUCUCAAGUUCUCAAUACCAAAAAAUAGUUGUUGGUUUUCCCUGAAGAAAUAAAGAGAAAUGGUUUUGUGUA
Molecule: messenger RNA, 1952 nt
Organism: Hevea brasiliensis (rubber tree)
Lineage: Eukaryota; Viridiplantae; Streptophyta; Magnoliopsida; Malpighiales; Euphorbiaceae
Exons: 7
Coding region: 144-1685 (513 amino acids)
Molecular function (GO): catalytic activity
Source: RefSeq, a predicted model, not a curated record